This is a messenger RNA of Oenanthe melanoleuca, 4273 nucleotides long. RefSeq names its product endoplasmic reticulum to nucleus signaling 2 (gene ERN2). Gene Ontology annotation, biological process: protein phosphorylation; intrinsic apoptotic signaling pathway in response to endoplasmic reticulum stress; mRNA processing. The coding region runs from base 69 to 2990 and encodes 973 amino acids. Lineage: Eukaryota; Metazoa; Chordata; Aves; Passeriformes; Muscicapidae. The record is from RefSeq and is a predicted model, not a curated record. Gene Ontology annotation, molecular function: protein serine/threonine kinase activity; ATP binding; RNA endonuclease activity. The transcript is spliced from 22 exons. Gene Ontology annotation, cellular component: IRE1-TRAF2-ASK1 complex.
CGGGACCCGCCCCGGCCCCGCUGACUCACGGCGGAGCGCGGCCCGGCCCGGCCUGGCCUGGCCAGGACAUGGGCGGCCCCGCCGAGCCGAGCCCGCGGCGGCUCCGGGGAACGGCCCGGGGGCUCCUGCCGCCACUGCUGCCGCUGCUCCUGCUGCUGCUGCUCCCCCCGGUCCCGGUACAGAGCCUCAAAGGCAGUGCUGUGACUGUCCCAGAAACGCUGCUCUUCAUCUCCACUCUGGAUGGGAACCUCCACGCCGUCAGCAAGAGCACAGGGGACAUCAAGUGGACCCUGAAGGACGAUCCCAUUCUGCAAGUGCCGGUGUAUGUGGCAGAGCCAGCAUUCCUUCCAGACCCCAAUGAUGGCAGCCUAUAUAUCCUGGGAGGAAAGAACAAAGAAGGUUUGAUGAAGCUGCCGUUCACCAUCCCAGAGCUGGUGCAGUCGUCGCCGUGCCGUAGCUCGGAUGGAGUGCUCUACACUGGGAAGAAGCAGGACACCUGGUUCAUUGUGGACCCCAAGUCUGGGGAGAAGCAGACCACCCUCUCCACAGAGACCUGGGAUGGUCUGUGCCCAUCCAGCCCCUUGCUCUACAUCGGACGGACCCAGUACAUCAUCACCAUGUAUGACACCAAGUCACGGGAGCUGCGCUGGAAUGCCACCUUCUCCGAGUACUCAGCCCCGCUCUGCGAGGAGUCCUACCACUACAAAAUGGCCCACUUGGCCUCAAGCGGGGACGGGCUGGUGGUGACCCUGGACAAAGAGAGCGGGGAGGUCCUGUGGGCACAGAACUACGGCUCACCUGUGGUCGGCAUCUACUUGUGGCACCAGGACAGCCUGCGCCGCCUCCCCCACCUCAACCUGGCCAUGGAGACCCUGCGCUAUUUGACCUUCCAGUCACAGGACAUCCAUGUCCUCAAGUGGAGCUACCAGUCCGUCAAGGACUUCGCUGCCACCAAGACCCAGCUGCUGCCAGCGCUCUACGUGGGAAAGCACGCGGCCAGUUUCUACGCCGUGACCUCCCUGGUGCACGGCAGCGUGGCACUGGUGCCCCAGGGCAUCACGCUGGCCAGGAUCGACGGCCCCACCACAGACGAUGUGACUAUGAGGGAGUCCGGGGAGUGCGAGAUCACGCCCAGCACCAACGUCAAGUACCCGCAGGGCAGCAUCACCUCACUUCACAACCAGUGGCUCCUCAUAGGGCACCAUGAGCUGCCUCCUGUGGUCCACACCACGAUGCUGCGAGCCUUCCCAGAGAACCUGAGGAAAACCACAGAAACCAUCAUCCCCAGGGCUCCUCCCAGCAGGACUGUGUUCGAUGGUUUCCUGGCCCCGAGCAGCCUGGAGGAGCCAGCUGUCCCCAGUGAGAGGCAGCUCCACCCAGACCCCACGCCGGGGGAGCAGCUGGAGGUGUAUCCUGACUCUGGCACCUGGGACCUGGUGAUGGCUGGCAUUGGCACGACUCUGCUGGGUGGGGGAAUUCUGGUGCUUCUGCUCAUGAAACUGCAGCGGCAGCAUGCAGCACAGCAGCAGCAGCUGGAGGAGCAGAUACAUCUCCUGCAGCAGCAGCAGCAGGAGAUGCUGAGCCAGCGCCGAGUCUCCAGGGAGGGCGUCCCUGAGGAGCCCAGGGAACUGGAGCUGAGCCAGGGAAGUGCAGCAGAGCUCUCACAGAGCUCCAGCCCCUCAGCCUGCCUGAAGGACCCGGCUAACGGGAUACUCAGCCCGGAGCCAGCUGUCUCAGUGGCUGCUGGAGAUGCAGAACCAGACCUGGUUGUAGUUGGGAAAGUUUCUUUUAACCCCAAAGAUGUGCUGGGCCAUGGAGCUGGAGGAACCUUUGUCUUCAGGGGGCAGUUUGAGGGCAGGAACGUGGCCGUGAAGCGUCUCCUGCCUCAGUGCGUGCACCUGCUGGACCGCGAGGUGCAGCUGCUCCGCGAGUCAGACGAGCACCCCCACGUCGUGCGCUACUUCUGCACCGAGAGGGACCGGCAGUUCCACUACAUCGCCAUCGAGCUGUGCUCUGCCACCCUGCAGGAGUACGUGGAGAGCCCCAGCUUUGACCGCCGAGGCCUGGACCCGGUGUCCGUGCUGCGUCAGACCAUGUCUGGGCUGGCCCACCUGCACUCCCUCAGCAUCGUGCACCGUGACCUGAAGCCCUGUAACAUCCUCAUCUCUGUCCCAAACCGCCACGGGCAGAUCCGCGCUGUCAUCUCCGACUUCGGCCUCUGCAAGAAGCUUCAGGGGGGACGACAGAGCUUCAGCCUCCGCUCCGGGAUCCCCGGCACUGAGGGCUGGAUCGCGCCCGAGGUGCUGCAGGAGGCCCCGAAGGAGAACCCUACCAGUGCUGUGGACAUCUUCUCAGCCGGGUGCAUCUUCUACUACGUGGUGUCGGGGGGACAGCACCCCUUUGGGGACAGUCUGCGGCGCCAGGCCAACAUCCUGGCGGGCUCCUUCCAGCUGAGCUGCCUGCAGGAGGAGGCUCAUGACAAACUUGUUGCAAGGGAGUUGAUUGUGGCCAUGAUCAGCUCUGAGCCCCAGCGCCGGCCCUCGGCCCCUGUGGUCCUUGUGCAUCCCUUUUUCUGGAGUCAGGAGAAGCAGCUGCAGUUCUUCCAGGACGUCAGUGACCGUGUGGAGAAGGAGCCAGCCGAGGGGCCCAUUGUCUCAGCCCUGGAAUCGGGGGGACGGGCAGUGGUGAGGACCAACUGGAGGAUGCACAUCUCCCUCCCACUGCAGAUGGACCUGAGGAAGUUCCGCACCUACAAGGGAGGGUCAGUGCGUGACCUGCUGCGGGCCAUGAGGAACAAGAAGCACCACUACCACGAGCUGCCGGCCGACGUCCGGGUGGCCCUGGGCUCUGUCCCCGAGGGCUUUGUGCAGUACUUCACCUCCCGCUUCCCCCGGCUGCUGCUGCACACUCACGGGGCCAUGCGGCUGUGUGCCCACGAGCGCAUCUUCCACUCCUACUACUGCCAGGGCCUGAGGGGCGACGGUGCCUGAGCAGCCACGGUCCUGCCAGGAGGGCACCAUGGCUGCCCCAGGCACUGUCUCAGUGUCCUUCCAUGAGUCCUGCCAGGAGGGCACCAUGGCUGCCCCAGGCACUGUCUCAGUGUCCUGCCCAGAAGGCACCAUGGCUGCCCCAGGCCCUGUCCCAGUGUCCUGCCAGGCCAAGUGGGCACCAGGAGCACAGGUGGGCUCAGGGCAGCACCGUGCUGGCACCCAGGCCUUCCUGAGGGGCACUCAGGGCAACCCCCUUUGCAAACACAGUCAGACUCGGGUGUGAAGUGUUUGGGCAGAAAAAGACACCAUCUCAGGUGGACACAGUGCUUGGAGAAGAAAGAGGAAAAUGUGUUUUGCCAGGGACAGCCACAGCAAGGCCCUGGCACAGUGAUGCCCUCAGGCUGGCAUCGAUCCUGGGGGACAUUUGCUGGGGACAGGAGGCUUUGUCCUGAGUUCUCUCCAGUGCCAGGGGCCUGGGGAUGAAGCUCCUUGAGCUGAGACCAGGCCCUGGCCCCCAGUCUCAGCUCUGGAGCUGCCCCCUCAGCCCCAGCCAGGGCUGUGCUCAGCCAAGCCAGGCCCAGCAGCCACCUUGGAGCUGGCACCUGCCCAUGGCAGCUGAGCUGUGAGGGCACAGCCUCCUCAGUGAAGCUGUGACUCUCAGCUGGGCUCACAAGGGCCUCUCCCAUCAGGUCCUGUACCAGGCCUGGGCCCCUGAGCAGGUGGCACAGCAGUACAGGACAUUGUCUCUGGGCAGGGAGGGAAUUCUUUCCCCUGGGAUCCUUCCCUUAAAGCUCCCCCAGCUUCUCCUAACUGCCCAGGGCUGGUGUCCCAUGGGUGCUCUGGUUCAUGGCAGCCCCAUGGGCAUGUGUGCCCUGUGAUCCGGCCUCCAGCACCAGCUGAGCCCACGGGCAUGAAUAGCCCCACAGCAAUGUUCCUCUGUGGAACAGCAAUAAUUUUGUACAGUCUGAUUCUUGUGGGGUAGGGGAUUUUGUUACACAGGUAACAGGGUUUGUACCAGGUUUCUUUUCAGAAUAUAUUUAUAAAAAAUGUUAUAAAAAUUAAAAAAUAAAAACUAAAAAGCUUGUCCUGCUUAAAAACAAACUAGCCUGAGAGCAUCUCUAGUUGCUGGCAGGGAGCAGUGGUAGGAGGACAACACAGGCAGGCCACUGGGCUCCUACUAGACUGCUGCCUGAGAGGAUUUGUGCUGGGUCUUUAGCCCAUAAUUACUCAUGGAGCCAAGGAAGAGGCAAAGCCCAAGCCCAGCCCAGGGCCAUCAGUAAGUA